Apodemus sylvaticus (European woodmouse) is the source of this 1349-nucleotide messenger RNA. It is a transcript of the gene Dscc1, whose product is annotated as DNA replication and sister chromatid cohesion 1. The transcript has 9 exons. The record is from RefSeq and is a predicted model, not a curated record. Gene Ontology annotation, cellular component: chromosome, centromeric region; Ctf18 RFC-like complex; chromatin. NCBI's taxonomy places the organism in Eukaryota, Metazoa, Chordata, Mammalia, Rodentia, Muridae. Bases 85 to 1287 code for a protein of 400 amino acids. Gene Ontology annotation, biological process: maintenance of mitotic sister chromatid cohesion; mitotic sister chromatid cohesion.
CCGGAAGUCGGCUUCGGCGGAUUUGGCGCGCUUUUGAAGUCCCCGGAGUUCGGGCCCAGGAUACACCUCUCGCCGUGCUGCGGGAUGUCCUCGCCGCUCGCUUCCCGGAGGACCCGCGAGGAAGUGGACGCGACACUGCAGGUCGCCAAGCUGAACGCCGCGGAGCUGCUGCCCACUGUGCACUGCCUGAGCUUCGGUCCCGGGACCGGCGGCGCGGCCACCGGCGACUUCUGCCUGCUGGAGCUGGAACCAGCGCUGUGCCAGCAGCUGGAGGCCGGGGACAGCAGUUUUGUGAUUCGAGGAGAUAAGGAUGAACAAGCCGUGUUGUGCAGUAAAGACAAAACAUACGACUUGAAGAUCGCAGACACUUCCAAUAUGCUGCUUUUCAUCCCUGGUUGCAAAACUCCAGACCAGCUGAAGGGGGAGGAAACACCCAGUGACAUCAUUCACACGGAGAUCUUUGGUUUCUCUAAUAAUUAUUGGGAACUAAGACGAUGCAGGCCCAAGUUAAAAAAGCUAAAGCGACUUCUGAUGGAAAAUACCUACGAAGGCCCAGGUGGUCAGAAAGAAGAGGACGGGAGUUGCUCAAAAUAUACCACUGAAGAUUUGCUUAAUCAAAUUCAGGCAAGUGAAGAAGAGAUGAUGGCUCAGCUGCAAGUCCUAAAUGCCUGUGAGAUUGGAGGUUACUGGAGGAUUCUUGAAUUUGAUUAUGAGAUCAAACUUCUGAAUCACGUAACUCAGCUUGUGGAUUCUGAAUCUUGGUCUUUUAAUAAAGUUCCCUUGACUGUAUGCCUGCAGGAACUUGGACCUUUGGAGCCAGAGGAAAUGAUUGAACACUGUCUUAAGUGCUACGGAAGGAAAUAUGUGGACAAAGAUGAGGUCUAUUUUGAAUUGAACGCUGACAAAAUCUGCAGAGCGACCGCGGAGAUGCUGCUGCAGAAUGCCGUGAAGUUCAAUCUCGCCGAGUUCCAGGAAGUGUGGCAGCAGAGCGUUCCCGAGGGGAUGACCACUCAGCUUGAUCAGCUCAAGGGUUUAGCACUGGUGGACAGAAACUCAAGACCAGAAAUCAUAUUCUUGCUCAAAGUAGAUGACUUGCCUGAGGGAACACAGGAGCGGUUUAAUAGUCUAUUUACUCUAAGAGAAAAGUGGACGGAAGAAGACAUCGCUCCAUAUAUCCAAGAUUUGUGCGGAGAGAAGCAAACUACAGGUGCAUUGCUCACCAAAUAUUGUCGGUCUUCAAUGCAAAAUGGUGUCAAAGUUUAUAAUUCAAGGAGACUCAUUUCUUAAAAGAACAACAUACUGAACUGCUUUAUAAAGUUGCUGGAUACAAUAAAAAAUUCUUUUGCAUA